AUGGAGAACUCUUCCUACUUCAUGUAUUUCAUACUGUCUGCAUAUGGUGAAAUGGGCAACAUUAGGUAUCUUUUCUUCAGCAUUAUAAUCAUUAUGUACAUCAUGAUUGUUUUUGCAAACUCCCUUCUAAUAGCAUUGAUUAUUGUGGAAAAAAGCUUGCAUGAACCUAUGUAUUUCUUCAUGUGCAGUUUGUUUGUGAAUGAGCUAUAUGGAAGUACAAGUUUGUUCCCCUUAUUGCUGGUAAACAUGCUGUCUGAUGUUCAUGAAAUAUCCAGGUUUUACUGUGUCUUGCAGAUCUUUUGUGUGCACACAUAUGCAUCCAUUGAGUUUUCCAAUCUAGCUGUAAUGGCUUAUGACAGGUAUGUGUCCAUAUGUUAUCCUCUUCGGUAUAACAAUAUCAUGACUCCAACCACUGUGUACAUACUGAUUGCAUUUAUCUGGCUUUAUUCAUUUGGUAAAUUCUCUGUUACACUUUCUCUGACCAUGCAGCUACAAUUGUGUGGAAAUCGUAUUGAUAAAGUUGCUUGUGACAACUACUCAAUUGUCAGACUUGCCUGUGCAAACACACGCACAAAUAAUAUUUAUGGAUUAUUUACAAUAAUUUUGUCCUUAGGCCUCCCAGUGUUUCUUAUUAUUUACUCAUAUGCAGAAAUACUAAUCAUUUGCAUGAAAUCAUCGAAACAGUCUCGGCAGAAAGCUUUGAGCACCUGCACUCCCCACUUGCUAUCUCUUGUCAACUUCUCAUUUGGCUCUUUAUUUGAAACAUUGCAAAGCCGAUUUGAUAUGACUCAUGUUCCAUCUGUAAUCCGUAUCAUUCUGUCUAUAUAUUUUGUGAUGAUCUGCCCACUUUUUAGUCCUGUUAUAUAUGGGGCCAGGACUGCAAAAAUUAAGACAGCGUUUAAAAAGCUUCACACAAUGAAACCUUUCCCAGAAUGA
This is a messenger RNA of Megalops cyprinoides (Indo-Pacific tarpon), 936 nucleotides long. RefSeq names its product olfactory receptor 52D1-like. Bases 1 to 936 code for a protein of 311 amino acids. Gene Ontology annotation, biological process: G protein-coupled receptor signaling pathway. The transcript has a single exon. The record is from RefSeq and is a predicted model, not a curated record. Gene Ontology annotation, molecular function: olfactory receptor activity; G protein-coupled receptor activity. NCBI's taxonomy places the organism in Eukaryota, Metazoa, Chordata, Actinopteri, Elopiformes, Megalopidae. Gene Ontology annotation, cellular component: membrane.